Molecule: messenger RNA, 552 nt
Organism: Salvelinus sp. IW2-2015
Lineage: Eukaryota; Metazoa; Chordata; Actinopteri; Salmoniformes; Salmonidae
Source: RefSeq, a predicted model, not a curated record
AUGGACGUGAUCAUCCCCUUCUCGCCAGACGUGCCCUGCGACAACAAUGGCCAGCGCAUGUGGUGGGCAUUCCUCGCCUCCUCCAUGGUCACGUUUUUCGGGGGUCUCUUCAUCAUUCUCCUGUGGAGGACCCUCAAAUACCUGUGGACCGUCUGCUGCCACUGUAACAUCAAAAAGAAGGUAAUGACAAACACCUCAACCGUCAACGCACCGUGCAUCCCCCUGGAUCUGGCAGGUGAGCUUCGUGAGAACCACAUGAACGCCAAGAAAGAAGCUACAGCCGCCAAGCUGGCCUCCAAGCAGGCCGCCAAGCAGGCCUCCAAGCAGGCCGCCAAGCAGGCCUCCAAGCAGGCCUCCAAGCAGGCCGCCACGCAGGCCUCCACGCAGGCCUCCAAGCAGGCCGCCAAGCAGGCCUCCAAGCAGGCCUCCAAGCAGGCCGCCAAGCAGGCCGCCAAGACUGUGUGUGUGGACUGCGUGUCUGUGGAUGCAGACUCUAAGUUCCUGUGUUUUAACUCGUCCCUGAAGAGAGGGUUCCUCUCCUCAUCACCCUAA